GCGCUGCCCCGCGACAAGCAUCAAGGUCAAGACAGAAGCGGCAUCUCUCUCGCGUUGGGAGAACUGCAAAGGACUCUUGGAAUCCACCAUCCGCCGCCACCCACCCCGGGCAGAGGAAUCCGAAGCCAACCUUUUUGGGGAGAAGAAGGGCGAGGCGGGCCGGGGCGGGGGCGGGGGGGGGGAAGCGGAGGCUCCCGCAGCGAGCCCCGGUCCCCAGCCCCCGAGCGCACGCCCUCUCCGACCGGCGCCUUUUACCCUCUCUCCCUUCCCCAUCAUGAAGCCGGCGAUCUGGCUCUCUUGGACCGUCGCCCUGAGCUACUUUGCGCACGCAGGGUUGGCCGCCUAUUUCUUUCAACAGCCGAUGGAUCAAGUGAUCGUGUCAGGUCAAUCGGUGACGUUGGCAUGCGUGAUCAUGGGCUACCGUGGCAUGGUUCAGUGGACCAAGGAUGGACUGGCGUUAGGGGGGGAGCGAGACUUACCCGGUUGGUCCCGCUAUUCUAUUGUAGGAGAUGCUUCUGCCGGUCAACACAACUUACGCAUCGACUAUGCUGAACUAGACGAUGAUGCUGUUUACGAGUGCCAAGCCACACAAGCAGCCCUGCGCUCCCAGCGAGCCAAACUUACUGUACUUAUCCCCCCCAAUGACCCUGAGAUUCACAGUGGCCCCAUUGUCCAUGUCAUAUCCAACAUCCCCUACAACCUUUCGUGUCGAGCAACUGGAGCCAAGCCAGCAGCCGAAAUCACCUGGUAUCGUGAUGGGCAGCGACAAGAGUCAGCUGUUUACUCCAAGUCCCUGAUGGAUGAUGGCAAGCGGGAAGUGGCUGUCAGCACCUUCCUCUUAAUUCCAAGCAGCCGAGACAUGGGCAGCACCUUCACCUGUCGCGUCAGCAACCCGGCAGCCCCCGCUGGCAAGCAGACCUCGGUCACCCUUAAUGUUCAGUAUCCACCUGUUGUGAUCCUGUCAGUACAGCCACAAACUGUGCCUGAGGGUGGCAAAGUGAGUUUCCUGUGCACCGCAACGUCCAAUCCUGAAGUGACAGGUUACCGGUGGGCUAAAGGAGGCGUCCCCAUCCCAGAGGCCAACGGUGACAGCUACGAAGCCACAGUUGACCAGUCUUUCUUCACAGAGCCUGUAUCGUGCGAAGUGUCCAACGCUGUGGGUAGCACCAAUGUUAGCACUCUGGUGGACGUCCAUUUUGGGCCUCACCUUGUCUCCCAGCCUAAGCCCCUGACAGUGGAUAUCGGCUCAGAUGCCUCUUUUACCUGCACCUGGACAGGGAACCCACCUCUUACCUUGGCCUGGACAAAGAAAGGCUCCACUGUGGUGCUGAGUAACGGCAACACGCUGCAUCUCAAGGCAGUGACACAAGAGGAUGCCGGGGUAUACGUGUGCAAAGCCAUCGUGCCUCGCAUUGGAGUGGCCGAGAAAGAAGUGACCCUGGCUGUGAAUGGUCCACCCAUUAUCAGUGCUGAAUCAAGCCAGCAGACAGCAGUGGGGGCCAAGGCCCGUCUGGAAUGCUUGGUGGAAAGUGUGCCUCGGCCGGACAGGAUUGCCUGGGCAUGGGGCGAACGGAUGCUGGAUACUGGCUCCCUGGAUCGUUUCACGGUAGACACUGUAGUGACCGAGCAAGGGGUGCUCUCAGCUCUGCUGAUCGACCCAACCCACGACGAUGACUUCGCGCUUCCCUACAACUGCACGGCAUGGAACCGCUUUGGCGCACGCUCCGUGGCAGUCAGCUUACGCCGCCAAGAGGUCCUGUCUGUUCUGAUGUUGGGUGCGUUGGCUGCCUCAGGAGUUGUGGCUCUCUUGCUCUUAGUGGUCUUCGUCUCCCUCUGCUAUCGACGUAAGCGCUGCGGAAAAGCCAAGCGGGGAACGCAGCUGUCUAAGGCUGAUAUCCUCGUGCAGAUCACCACAAGCGAGAGCAGCCCCAGCAGGCCCAGCGAGGUGGAAGAUGACGCCAAGGAACCUAUGGCUACAAGCAGCGAGUCUCCAGCCACGUCGCACACCGAACACAGUGAAAUCCUGGAGGAUGAUGAAGGAAGUCAGGAACUGAAGGACCCCACCAAUGGCUACUACAAGGUGCGUGCCCAUGAGGAGCCCUGCCUGGGGAGCAGCUUUUCAGAAUACACGCCGGCCCCCCGACCUUUGUUCGGACCGACGUCCUUGUACCCCUCCACGGGACCGGUGCAACCAAAACUCUUUGACUACACCCACCGCUACACCUUGGGUACCCCCAGUUCCCGCUCGGCGUACGACACCACCCACGAGCGGCUUUUCCCUCCAGAGAACAUAUACAGUGGGGCGACCUACCUCACAGCUCCCUACAGCCGAGCUUUUACUAGUUACGUCAAGCCGAGCAGCUACGAGAAAGCCGAGAGCGGUUACGAGCAAUCCGACCAAGCCAGCAAAGCUUCGGGCUGCUCCCGUUUCUCCUACACUUCCUUGUCUCAGCAGUCUGACUAUGGGCGCCCCGCUCAACAGCGCAUGCAGACUCACGUAUGACGGAACCCCUCACCCCUUCCGGACUCUUCUUCCAUCGUCAGUGAGAAAGAAACGGAAGUGGACGCUCGCUUCGGGGGGGAAACUGGUUCCAAUGGGGACAGCCUUGAGGACCUCAAAUCACUUCCUGAGGGCCCCAAACUAGCCUCGCCCUCUUGAGGAACCUCAACAGGGGGACUGGCCUAGGGGGCCAACUCCGGCAACCAAAAUGGCCGCCACCCUGCUUGCCUUCUUCCGACCGGAACCUAGAACUGUGAAGCAAUCGAUAGACAGACUUUUCUUUGGGUCAGGACACGAAAGCGGACCCAGGAUGCAACGUGUUCCCCCUUUGGGUCUGGACCCGACCUUAUGGAGGGGUGACGUGACUCAGUCUGUAAGAAUCCAGAUUUCACAUGGUGGCCAAGCUUUCAUGGGAGAUCAGCCAUAAGUGUAGCUUACAAAUCCAUUGGUGAUCGAGCUGACUGAUGCGCCACCUUGGCUUCCUCCCCCCUCUCCCCCUUCCUGCAGUCGCAUGAUUCUGGGAAAUCUUUACGCAUGGGCACUAGUGCUUGUAUUUUCAUUUUCCUGGCUCGAUGCUGUGGUUUACAUCCGUGUUUCUCAAACCUCCGCAACUUUUAAGAGGGGGGGUGUGGGCUUUUAACUCCCAGAAUUCUCCCACCAGCACGCUGGCCGGAGGAACUCUGAAUCCCUAGUAUAGAUAGGUCUCCUGCGUGAGCAAGGGGUUGGACUAGAUGACCUCCAAGGUUCCCUUCCAACUCUACUGUUACUGAGUUGAAGUCCACAGACGCCUUAAAAGUGGCUGAGGCUGAGAAACACUGGUUUAAAUAACUCCCAUCUUCCCUCUCUUUAGCUAGCAGGGGGGGUGGGCACCCCGGAUGGAUAGAAAGGCAACUAAAUUCCUUUCCCCUUUCUUAGGUAAUGGUAGCGCCAUGUUUUAAUGAGGGGGGGGGGAAGUGCUAUUUCCAAGCACUUGCAGCACCCGAGACUCGCCAGCAGGUGGCAGUGGUGUUUAACCACGAUGCCAAGAGAAAACUUGAACUGACCAUUAACAGUUGACAUGAAAGGGACCGAGGGAAUAAAAUCUAAUUUAAGGUGGGGGGGGGAAGAGAAAAUAAAAAAGCAGAGCAUGGAAGAGAGCAAGAAGCCAAAAACGGGCAAGAUCUAUUGAUCUUGUUUGUGCAUCUAUUGGGGGGAUGGAUAAAGCUGUCGGUUUUCUUUAGAGUUAAGUUAUUCCUUCCGGUUUCCUUUCCUUUUUAUUUUUAUUUUAUUUUUUUUGCCUUAAGUGUAUUUCUAUGCUCCUAUAGGGCGUUUUACAAGGGGAGGAAUACUGUUGUUUUCGUGUCUUCGGAACCAACGGAGUUUGGUUGAUUUUAUUUUAUUUUUGGUUCCUUUUUUUUUUUUUCCCCCUUCCGCGUUUUUCAAGCAAGAGCUCUCAGAGGCCGUUUGGAGCCGUGCCUGCUUUGAACCCGUGGUUCUUCAGAGACAAAGAGGGAGAGAUGUACGGACACUUGAAAUAUUUAUAUUUAAUUUUAAAAAACAUGAGACAAAGAGCGAGGCUGGGUUAUUUUUUUUUCUCUUUGUUCAUCCGGCGGCAGCAAAAGGAAACGGCAAAUGUUUAAAAGGGGGGGUGGGUCAUUUUGGAACAUUGGAAACCGCCUUUCGCGAUGACAGGUGGUCCGGUGGUCCGAUGGGAUUUGUUCUCUGCUUCUCCCGUGCGAUGUUUUACACAGGUGUCACACAACGUGCCCCCGUUGUAGCCUAGAUGCCCAUAAAAAUGCUAACGGGUACCCUGUGCUGUUACAAGAGAAAGAGAAAAAAGAAAACGCAUUUGGAUUCUUCGCCAAGAGCUGAAUUCUUAAAAUAGGUUUAGAUCAGGGGUCGGCAACCUUAAACACUCAAAGAGCCGCAAAGGCCCUAACCGGAAGCCCCCCAUUUAGUCAUUAAGCCAACCGGAAGUCUGGUUCCCCCUACCAUACUGUCUCCUCCUAGAGCGGCGUCCUUUCUCUUCUACCUAUCCUAACUGAAAGCCCUAUCAAUUGCGGAGCUGGCUGGCGAUGGAGCUGCAGCAGAGGGAUGAAAGAGCCACAUGCGGCUCCAGAGCCACAGGUUGCCGACCCCUGGUUUAGAUUAUAUAAAUUAUGGAGAGCGUUUUACGUUUUUUUCCCCCCCAGCUAUUUCUGAUGUAAAGGACAAAGCACUUGAAAUUACUGGUAGCUUCUGCUCUCCCAACUUGGGCUUUUGGUAUUUCUGAUGGUCUAAUAUCCGUUAUGGGUAGUCCUCGACUUACGACCACAACUGGUAGCGGAAUUUGGGUGAUGUGGUUGUUUUAAACAGGUCAUCGUGUGACCGCACCCAAUUUUACAAAUGUUUUUAACCAGGGUCAUUAUGUGAAUCGCGUCUUAGUUAAGCAAAUCACACAGUCAUUACGCAAAUCCAGUGGACUUUGCUUGUCAGAAGCCAGCUGGGAAGGGUUACAGAUCGCAAUCACGUGAUCACAGAGGCUGCAACCAUCAAUAAACGCAACAGUCAUAACUUCACUUUUAUAUAUAAAAGUUAUAUCACUUUAUAAAAGUGAUUAUACUGUAUAUCACUUUUUCCGAGACCAUCAUAUCUUCGAAGCGAACGGCUGUAAGUCAAGGUCUACCCGUACAUUUCAGAAUCAUCUUUGCAGUGCAUGAGGACUAGAAUCUUAACUUUUAAAAAUGAAAGGCAGAUCUUCUUUGGCUACUAACAUGGUAUACAUUUUGCCCUGUUUUGCAUUCUCAAACCCCACCCCAACCCUGAAAUAUUAACGUUAUAUCCUUGGUCUUCCACAAGAGGGCAGUCUUAUGCCACUUGAAUUUUUUUUAAGAAGGAAAACAUUACUUUUAAGUGUAUAUUUUCCUUUCCUGCUCACACACACACACACACACACACACACACACACACACAAAUAUCACACAUUUGACCUUCCCUCCCUUUGGGCAUAACUGAGCUCUCUUGCUGAGCGGCAGGAAUUUCCUUCAGCCAGAGAUCGCAGCUCAUGGGGUCACACGGGCUUUGCGUGCCUUAAGGCUUCCGCUUCAAACUCUGUCCGUUUAAAAUCGUAGAGUAGGGAUAACAUCUGCACCUUAAAAUCUCAGUCUCAGGUUGUGACAGACCCAAGUCCUGAUGAAUCACAAAGCGAUGUAUUUGCAUAUUGCUCACCGCAGUUUCUCAAUUACAUUUAUGGCUCCUUUUUGGGAAGCUGCAGGGCGCUGUGGUUUGUUCAGCGAACCAAAGGUUGAGUAUGUGAUUUUGUUAGGAUGUAUAUCUGGCAACGGAGGUGCCAGAGGAAUCCAUGGUCUUCGCUUAGAAUAUCUUCCAACCGAUCCUGAUUUUGAAAGGGUGCCAUUUCAGAGAAAUUCCUACCACAUCUGUACUUGCCACUUACAAAAGCUGUGUUUUUCCCCUGUCGGCUAAAAGUGGGAAGCACGCACAAGCGGUACCUCGAUACACGUUUACCUUCCCAAUAGGGCUGACUUCCUGUCCGUUUCCUGCAGCCAUCUCCUUCCUAUCACAGCUCAUCAAGUACUAAACAAACGCCGAGUACCGAAUGAGCAUUUUCACAUCAAAAUGCGUCGAGUACCAAAUUUGGCGAGUUUUGAAGCAGUCGAGUACUGAGGUACUACUAAAAUUCUCAUUGUCAUAACCUUUAACUGGUCAAAACUGUUUCUCGUAGGCAACAACUUUUGUGAAGCAAUGUACUUUUAAAGGGCUAACGUAAAGAAAUGUGUCCAAAAUCCAGGACUCCCAAAGGAAUGACAUUUGGGAAAGUUGUGAUUGCUUCAGUACUAGUACUGCCAACUGCAUUGCUGGACUGCUGCGGCAUUCACAUUAUCUUCACUUUCAACGCUCUGUGACAGUUUCCCAGCCAGUCUAGCAAUCCCUUGCUGCCUCCCUACCCAGCAGCAGCCGCUUAUCUGCCUGCUGGAAAGGUGAGGGAAGAGAGGAAGGAAGGAAGGAAGUGAGGAAAGUUUCCAAGGCUCCUGCCAGAUUCCUACAAGUAAGCUCAAUGGGGGAAGCUGGUAGGAAGUUGGAAGUCAGUUCUGCUCCAACUGCUUCUUUGCCUCUCCUCAGUCAUUCUCUUUUUCUGUUUAAAUAAGGAAAUACGGUACCUCUGAAACAAUGUCCCAUUGGGGCAUGGGUUAUCUAAUCUUAUUUAAAAGUUAUGUCAUUCCUGAGUUUCAUCGUUUUUGGAGAAAGGUAGAGCUUUGUGAUGUUUUCAGAUGUUUUAGGACUUCGGUUCCCAACAUUCCAAGCCAACAUGGCCUAAGAAUUCUGGGAAGUGAAGUCCUAAUGCAUCUGGAGAGCACCCUUAAUAUAUGAGGCAGACAAUGGUUUUUCUAUUAUAUAGCAGGAAAUCAAAAUAAAUGAUAUCAUUCAGCAAUAUACAUUGCUAC
Messenger RNA from Ahaetulla prasina, 6921 nucleotides. RefSeq names its product kirre like nephrin family adhesion molecule 2 (gene KIRREL2). Gene Ontology annotation, biological process: cell-cell adhesion. Gene Ontology annotation, molecular function: cell adhesion molecule binding. The transcript has 15 exons. Bases 275 to 2503 code for a protein of 742 amino acids. Gene Ontology annotation, cellular component: cell-cell junction. NCBI's taxonomy places the organism in Eukaryota, Metazoa, Chordata, Lepidosauria, Squamata, Colubridae. The record is from RefSeq and is a predicted model, not a curated record.